AAAAAAAAGAAAUAGCAAACAGUUCAAGAAGGUCUCUUUUUCGAUUUUCGAAAGGGUGGGAAUAGCCAAUCGCGCUCGAAAGCCGUUAAACGGAUGUGUAAUUCCCAUCUUCUCCUCUUUCCUUACUGCAACCUUCAGUUUGCAUCGAUUGAAUUGUUCGUGCUGAUACUACGCUGUCGUUUUCAUGCGGUUCUCAACCAUUCCUCACUUCAGUUUGUUUUUGCAGGUCGGAUCAACAAAGAGAUGGAAUUCGAGGAACUUGAGUCAAAUCUCCAUGCUUUGAAGCAAUUGUAUGGACUUCUUAGAAAUGAUGGAAAUGGUUUCCCAAAUUCGGCCUUCAAUAGUACGCUGGAUGACAAGUCAAGGCUUCUGCUAAAGAAGUUACUGGAUGGAGCAGUUGAAAGUGUUUUCAAGAUUCAUUCUGAGGUCUUGGGAACUCAAGUUGAAUCAUCUUUGGCAGAUUGCUCAGAGAGAGCACAGAAAACAAGUGACUCAUGGAUGCAACUACCAGCGAACGAAACUUCUGAUGUCCUGCAAGUAUGUGGAAAUGACCGGAGUAGCAUGGAAUACACUGGAUUGAAAACUGAAUGCAGCUUCAGAGAGCCACAUAACAAAGGAAUGUUUUCAAUGCAGCCGUCGCCAAGUCUUACUUCAAGUGGUAAUGACAACAGGCAUAAAUUCUGCAGGGUUUGCCAACGUCAAAUUGUGAGGAACCCUACAGAGGAAUCUGCUGCUUGUGAUAGUAGAAACGAGGCCACUGCUUUGUCUCAGUUGCAGAAUUUCCAGCCUGAUUCCUUUUUAUGUGGUGAGAAAAAGGACAUAUUGACAUCACCAAGUCAAUUCCCUGUGUGGUCUAUAAGUUCUAAGGAUAAUGAACAGAUAGGCCAAAUAAGAUUGACAGAUGCUCUCCAAACAGGACCUGCACAUGAGUCGAUUGAAGAAGCUACACCUUCUCACUUAUCUAAAGAAGCUUCUGAUGUUAUCAAGCAAAUUGAAGUACGGAUUCAGGAUUUGCGAAGAUGGCCUGAAAAUUUGGAGACCAAUGGAAGCUGCGCUGCAGUUCAUAGAUGUGGUGCAACUCAACUGGAAUUAUCUGACAAAGUACAUGACAUUCUUUUGAAGGCAGAGCAGGCUAGUGAUGUUGUAAUGGCAAAACCCCCAAUGGUCACCAGAAUUGAGUGCAAAAAUAGUGAGCACUUUACAAAAGGGAUAAAUGACUCGCAAAAGGAAAUGCAUGGAUGGUAUAAAGGUGCUAGUCCACUGCAAUAUCUGCCUAGUAUGCCUAAACAUUCGUCAGUGGAAACAGAACUGCCAAAAUUGACUGCUAAUACGCCUCUUCGGUCGCUUCCACCUAAAAAGACCAUGAGAAGUCCAGUGAGUAGCCAGAUGAGUGAGAGGUUGAAUGACCUAGCACCACAUAUGCAGAUUGACAAAAUAAGUCCUUAUGAAGAGAAUAGGAGGCAGAAUUACAUGACUGAUAGGGCUUUUGCUCAGACAGUUAAGUCCAAAGAAGGCGAGCUUGAACCAGAUUUAUUAACUAGUAGUGAUGGCCUGAAGCCAAUCCACCUGCAUAAUUAUAACUUCUUUCUAGACAAUGACAAGAUACCAAGUAGGAUCCCGGCUUCUGUUACGAGCUUGACACAGCAGAUGAAAGAGAUGGAUCUGCGUCAAGACCAAUCAAUCUUAGAGGACAAUGUUAUGAAAUCAGGAGCUUGUCAGACACCAUUACAAUAUAGGACACAUAAAGACCACUCCAGAAAUGGAAAUACUUGGGCACUUGAUUCUAGGCACAAGGUGAAUCAGUUUUUGAGAUCCCAAAGCAAGAUAAGAUUGACAGGGGAAACAAAAAAGUGGCAACCUUCUCGACAUCACAGGGCUGAUCCGUAUGGAGACAAAAAGAUAGUGCAGCAUCAACAUGAAUCAGAUAGUGCAUCUUUGAGCUCAGAAUCCUCGAACUGGAAUAGCCAGGGAACUAGUCUGUCCUAUAGUGGGAGUGAAGAAUAUUAUCUCCCACAGCAGAUUCAUCGAAGGAACUAUAUUAACUCUCCGUCCAGCAGCGAAAAUGACAUGUAUAACCCAUCAGAUGAAAGUGAAGACCGUUACAAGGGUGUCAGCAGUAGCGACAAUGAGGUUUACUCAUGGCAAAGUAGUGACGACAGGAAAAGGAAUUCAUUACUGAGUAGUGCAAGCUCUAGUCAAGCCUUUUAUAGUGAUGAUAGUGACACCGACAGAUCCUCCCCAGACAAACAUCCCGGAUUCCAGCUCCCCUGGCACCCCAGAGACUUUUCAGCUAGUUCAGCAUCAACAAAGAAGAUCAGGCCAAAAGGGGGUUAUGCAUCAAGUAAAAGGAGCAACAGAAGUAAAAAAAUUGGACGAUGGAAGAAGUUGAAAGACAAAUUGUCUAUUAUCUUCCAUCACCACCAUCAUCACCACCACCACCAUUAUAAUCAGCAGCAUACGGAUGAUGAUGAUAGUGAAGAAGAAGAAGAUCUUAGUAAUCAUAAAAACAAGGAGAUCCAUGGAAAGUUACUCUCAAGGCAGCAGAGUGUUGUGAACUCACAUUCUGUGAGGCCAGAGGCUGAUGAGAAAGAAGCAUUUGAAAAUAUGGGGAGGGCUAUAAUCCACAGCAGAGAUGCUAGGCGGCAACAGAAACCUGCCAAUGCUCUUAUGGGAGGCCUGUUCAAGCAUAUCCGUCAUUCAAAGGGAACAAAGCCAUCAGGAAAACAUAUAAAACAUUUAAAGGAAGGCCAACAUGAUCGCAACAAGACGCCGGCCAAACUAAACUGGUUGAAGAUUCUUCAUCGCCACAGAAAGGGCAAGAAGUUUGGAAUUGGUUAUGGGAAGAGAUGAUUUUAACAUUGAUAAAGUUGACAUGAUAUCCCCGGAAAGUGCAUUCCAACUUAUCAUUAGUAGAAUCGUAUAUUGUAAUUCUGCUGAUAGUCCUUAACUAAUAUACUUUGGCCAUUGCCUUUUUAAAAUGAUCAUGGUUUUCAAAAUGUAUUACUUCAAUGAACAUUGGCCAUUGCCUUUUCAGC
Oldenlandia corymbosa var. corymbosa is the source of this 3035-nucleotide messenger RNA. NCBI's taxonomy places the organism in Eukaryota, Viridiplantae, Streptophyta, Magnoliopsida, Gentianales, Rubiaceae. The record is from the annotation of a GenBank genome assembly.